AUGCUAGACUUCAUCAAGUCAAUGGUACGAAGAGACAAACAACAGUGGUGCGGUGUCUGUCUCUUUGAGCUCAAUCCGACGGCUAAAUCGCUCCCGUCGGACGUAGGCGAGCGAUGGGAGUAUGCAUUUGCCGAAUCUGACGAUCGCGAAUUCAGAUUCACGGAUCUGGUUAAAUCCUCUGAACGUGGUUGCAGCCGGUGCACAGCUUUUAUCAGAGCCUUCAAAACACUGGAAAUCGAAUUUCAUGAAGCCACAUGGAACCCUUACGUAAACUCUCCGGGAAGUCCACUUUUAGAAAUCACAACCGCCGAUGGCACGAAGCAGAAUUUGGAGAUUUGCUGCAGCGAUGCGUCACUGGAUAAGCCCGUACUAUUUGCAGACGAGCCGCCAUCGCCGCAUGCUGCUCUGUGUAGAGGCUAUAAACUCUCACGCUCAACAGGAGACGAGAAAUCUCUCAGUCAAGCGGCUGCCUGGUUAGCCGCCUGUCGAGACUCUCACGGCGAAUGCCAAGCCUAUGAUGCAACAUUUGUGCCAACCCGACUUCUCUACUUGGGAAAGGAACAAGCAGAUUGUCAAUUCCUCGAGCUGGUCGAGAAUUUGGAGCAUGCUGUGCCAUAUGCUGCCUUGAGCCACAGAUGGACACAGGAAACGCCGACAAAGAGUCUCCUGGCAACUAAUAUGCUGGAUCGAAAGCAGAAUGGGAUGCCUCUAUCAAGCUUGCCAGAGAUGAUGCAGGAUGCCGUGUCUGUGUUGCGGCGACUGGGCAUCGAGUACGUAUGGAUCGACUGUCUGUGCAUAGUGCAAGAUGACAAAGAGGACUGGAAAAGAGAGGCAUCUUUGAUGGCAUCGAUCUACAAAAAUGCGGACAUCACAAUUGCGGCCUCCUGGUGCGACAAGGUCGGGCAACGUCUUUUUCGAGAUCACAGCGCGCCUCAUGAAUCGGGGGUAGAUGUUGCCGAGAUUGGUGGCCAGUCCAUCUUUAUUCGCCGCAGGAAGCCUCAUUUCAGCUGGAUGGGCGACGAGUCAUAUUGGUUCGGCCAGGCGACGACCGAGGAUCCUGAGCUAGAAUGGCCGACUUUGACUCGAGGCUGGGUCUAUCAGGAACAGCUGCUAUCCCGUCGAAUGCUCCAUUUCACACGAAAUGAACUUGUUUGGGAAUGUCUCGAGGCAACCCAGUGUGAAUGCGGGUGGCUCGAUAAUAAUAAUGUCCGUCACCAGGGGGCUACAGGGUCCUAUAAACGAGGUACUAGCGACAAAUCAUGGGUUGAGGUGAUUAAAGAAUAUGCUAAACGUCCUCUGACUGUUGCCACGGAUAGACUACCCGCUCUGGGAGGCAUUGCUAAGACGACUGCGGUGGCAAAGGGAUAUGGUACAGAAGAGUACCUGUGCGGGCUUUGGGAAAAUGAGCUUGAAAGCACUUUAUUUUGGUAUCUUACCGAGCCUCCCCGUGGUCCGCGGCCCAAUCCCCAGAUCCCAACGUGGUCAUGGGCCUCUGUGGAUGGAGAUAAAGAGUGUUGGCAGACUUCUUUAGAGGGCAUCGAGUUUUUGGGAAGCGACGUGAAAUAUGCCUCCGGUAGUGAUCCAUUCUUGGGCGAUGUGGUGAGCGGAACAUUGACACUCGCUGGGCAUGUCGUUCCUGGGAUCAUUCAUCACGGCCAGGAUUGGACUAAGACUUUGGAAGCAAUGCGCGAUGCCACAGAUACUUCUCAUCUGCUGAUUAGCGAGAGGGGGACAGACUAUGGAUUGCAUAUUUGCGGACAGUUUACCACAUUCAAUCCAGACUACAGCCUAGAUUUGCCAGGAAAUGACUACGUCUCUUCCAGUUCGCAAGUCUUUUGCCUGCUCUUUGGACGCACAACUUCGAGUGAGAUGGAUCCUGAAGACGAAGGAACUGCAGGCGAAGGAACUGAGACCGUCAGAGCGAAUCUCCUCGUGUUACGCCGUACGAGCGAAAACCCUCCUCGGUACGAGAGGAUUGGAGUGAACGAGUGCUCUAUCGAACUAGAUACGUUUCUAAGUCAGUCUGAAAGAUAUCAGCUGACUUUGGUAUAA
Messenger RNA from Trichoderma atroviride IMI 206040, 2052 nucleotides. RefSeq lists its product as uncharacterized. NCBI's taxonomy places the organism in Eukaryota, Fungi, Ascomycota, Sordariomycetes, Hypocreales, Hypocreaceae. The record is from RefSeq and is a predicted model, not a curated record.